Clupea harengus (Atlantic herring) is the source of this 1098-nucleotide messenger RNA. It is a transcript of the gene ora4, whose product is annotated as olfactory receptor class A related 4. Gene Ontology annotation, molecular function: G protein-coupled receptor activity. Gene Ontology annotation, biological process: G protein-coupled receptor signaling pathway. The record is from RefSeq and is a predicted model, not a curated record. NCBI's taxonomy places the organism in Eukaryota, Metazoa, Chordata, Actinopteri, Clupeiformes, Clupeidae. Gene Ontology annotation, cellular component: membrane.
AUGUCUGAGGUGCUGACAGUAGAUGCCAUUUUAUUUGGACUUCUGGUUUUCUCUGGGAUCUUGGGAAACAUUCUGGUUAUCUAUGUGGUCUUUGAGUCGGCCACAGAGAGCUCGUCCCGCCAUCUUCCUCCCUCCGACACCAUCCUGGUGAACCUCUCUCUCGCCAACCUCCUGACGUCCCUCUUUCGCACCGUGCCCAUUUUCAUCUCUGACCUGGGCCUGGAGGUGUCUCUGACACCCGGCUGGUGCCGCCUCUUCAUGCUGCUGUGGGUGUGGUGGCGUGCGGUGGGCUGCUGGGUCACCCUGGCCCUCAGCGCCUUCCACUGCGUCAAGCUGAGGCGGCAGAGGAUGAUGGUGGGGCCCCUGGCCCAGCAGCGGGAGCGCCGGCAGGUGUGGCUGGCCCUGGCGCUGGCGUGGGUUGUCAACCUGGCCUUCUCGCUGCCAGCGCUGGUCUACACCACACACGUGCACGGCAACACCACCGUGGAGCUGAUGGUGAUCAGCUGUACCACGCGGCCACUGCUGGGCUGCGUCUGGGAGUUCCCCAGCAUGGAGCAGGGCUCAGCCUUCGCCUCUACCUCGCUGGCGCUCAACGAGUUGGCGCCGCUUGUGCUCAUGAUGGGCACCAACCUGGCAACCCUGCACACGCUUGCACGACACAUCCGCUCCGUCACGGCCGGGGGGGGCAACGAGCAGCAGCAAGAGGAGCUGAGGAGGCACGUGGCCAGCGAGCGCAAGGCGGGUCACGUGAUCAUGGCGCUGGUGUCACUGUUUGUGGUGUGUUGGGCGCUGCAGGUGGCGGCUGUGACCUACUACAACCACGACGGCGGGCAUCAUGCCGAGGGGCUGCUCACCGUCUCGCACUUCUCCGCCUCGCUGUUUGUGGGGUUCAGCCCCAUGGUGGUGGCCCUGGGGCACGGCAAGCUGAGGAGGAGGAUUGUGGGAAUGGUUCAGGGAUGGGUAGACAGGGCCAAAUGCUCACGCGGCGGAGCAGAGGAGGAGCUAGUAUCAGAGAUAGGCAUCAGUAAACAGACAGAGCUGAGUGAAGGGCAGAGAGAGAAAGGCAUCAUAAAAGUGGAGGUGAGAGGUAAAACCUAG